AGUGCUUCACGUAAAACACAACCCGGGAUAGACAGAAACAGAAGUAGCUGCUCCCAGCCCACUGGACCGUGUCCACUCCCGUCGCAGUAGCGCUGUGCCCCCCGCUUUCCGGAGCCUUGGUAGCUUCCCCCAGCUUUGUCAGCAGCACGUAACUGUUCUAAGGAAGCUGCGGUAACCCGACCGCCUCCAUCAUAUAAAUGUCUAUUUGCUUUGUCAGUUGUGUGCCAGCAGCGCAACCUCUGAUCUGAUCCGAACUUAGGACUUUUACCCGAGGCCGGCCUUUAUCAGACGCCCGCGGCUCCUUAUCGGCCCUUUUCCAUCGCCGCGACGCCUGGCCAGCCUCCUACGGAGCUUGAGCAAGGGCACCCCUGUUUUGCUGUAGCAGUUAGGAUGACAUUAAAAUCAAAUAAAAACGAACCGGCGGUGGUGUUCGAACGGGUCAACAGCGUCCGAACGGCGCUCUCCGACCUGUACCUGGAACAACUGCUGCAAAACAAACCGAAGUCGGAGAAGGUGAGCAUGCAGACCUACGAGGCCAAGGGGGAGGAGGUGUACACCAACGGCAGCACCAAGAUCAGCAACGGCCAGGAGCUGGCCAAGAUACGCGAAGUGGCCUUUGAAAAGUCUCCCUCUGAACCCAUGGGGGUGACGCUUAAAUUAAACGAGAAGCAGAGGUGCACAGUGGCCAGAAUCCUGCACGGAGGCAUGGUACACCGACAAGGGUCGCUGCACGAAGGGGACGAGAUCGCGGAGAUCAACGGGAAGAGUGUGGCCAACCACACCGUGGACCAGCUGCAGAAGAUCCUGAAAGACACAGACGGGGUUGUGACCAUGAAGAUCAUCCCCAAACAGCAAAUCCGCUCUCUCGUCUGUGAGAUGUACAUGAGGGCUCAGUUUGACUACGAGCCCACCAAGGAUGACCUCAUUCCGUGCAAGGAGGCGGGGCUUAAGUUCAAAACGGGCGACAUCAUUCAGAUCAUCAACAAGCAGGACCCGAACUGGUGGCAGGGAAGGGUGGACAGCUCCGCUGCCGACUACGCCGGCCUCAUUCCCUCCCCCGAGUUACAGGAAUGGCGUGUGGCCAGCAAACCCAGGUCCUCCUCCACAGGCAGCCAGUCCUGCAGCCCUUUUGGAAAGAAGAAGAAAUGCAAAGACAAGUACCUGGCCAAGCACAGCUCCAUUUUUGACCAGUUGGAUGUGAUUUCCUAUGAAGAAGUGGUGCAGCUUCCCGCCUUCAACAGAAAAACUCUGGUUCUGAUUGGUGCCCCGGGGGUCGGAAGGAGCCACAUCAAAAGCACCCUGCUGACCAAAUACACCGAGAAGUUUGCCUAUCCCACGCCACACACGACGAGGCCUCAGAAGAAGGAGGAGGAGGAUGGAAAGGACUACUUCUUCAUCUCCAACGAGGUCAUGACCAAGUGCAUCACGGAAAACCAGCUGCUGGAGUACGGCAGCUUCGGGGGCAACAUGUUCGGCACCAAACUAGAAACCAUCUGGAAGAUCCACGAGCAGGGGAAGAUGGCCCUGCUGGACGUGGAGCCACAGACUCUGAAGAUCAUCCGGACGGCAGAGUUUGCGCCCCUUGUGGUGUUCAUCGCCCCCACUGACACGGCAACUCAGUCCGAGUCCCUGCUCUCCAUCCAGAGGGAGUCAGACGCCAUUCUCGCCACUUACGGGCACCACUUCGACUUGAUCCUGGUGAACAACGACGUGGACGAGACGGUGAAGGGUCUGGAAGAAGCCAUCGAGCGCGUGACCUCCACCCCGCAGUGGGUCCCCGUGUCCUGGGUCUACUGACCGCCCCACUCAAAGCCCCCGUGUCCUGGGUCUACUGACCGCCCCACUCAAAACCCCCGUGUCCUGGGUCUACUGACCGCCCCACUCAAAGCCCCCGUGUCCUGGGUCUACUGACCGCCCCACUCAAAGCCCCCGUGUGCUGGGUCUACUGACCGCCCCACUCAAAGCCCCCGUGUCCUGGGUCUACUGACCGCCCCACUCAAAGCCCCCGUGUCCUGGGUCUACUGACCGCCCCACUCAAAGCCCCCGUGUCCUGGGUCUACUGACCGCCCCACUCAAAGCCCCCGUGUCCUGGGUCUACUGACCGCCCCACGCAAAGCCCCCGUGUACUGGGUCUACUGACCGUCCCACUCAAAGCCCCCGUGUCCUGGGUCUACUGACCGUCCCGGCUGGUGCAAUAUCUCUCUCCCGCCCCCCCACGAGAACCACGAAUGUGCAGACUGAUCUCCUGGGCGGCAGCCCUUCAUGUUAACAUGUAAACGUCACUGAGGAGUUUGGCACCUUAAACCCCUGGGAUCACCCAGAAGCAAUACCCAGGCCAUUAUUCCAUUUCAGAUAUGCAUACUCCAUGUGUGAACUCAACAGCACGCUAGUAAACACUAGUCCAGCUAAGACAAAAUGUUCUCGCAAUGUUGCUGGAGUAUUUUGUGAAUGCUGUACAACAUUGCCUCUGCAUGGCGGCAACAUUGAGAGAACGUUGUGCGUUUGCUGGCUGUUGAGCUGAGAGCUUUAAAUGUUGAUUAAUUUCAUCCACAUUAUUAUACAGAUCUGUUUCCCACUAAGUAAAGGCAUGAUUGUUUCUAUCUGAGCAAUGCAAAGAGGACCACUACUGUGAAAUUAAUAAUCGUACGACAGGGAUUCAUCACGUUCCUUUGCCUCCGUGAAGGAAACCGCCAUAACAUCCACUGUAAAUAAGAAUUUGAUCAAAUGAUCUGAGAAUACAGGGGACAAUGUAUGUCAACUAACCACGCAUUGUUUUAAUGAUCUGGUUUUCAUCGAUCUAAAAUCAACUCAAACAGUAACAAAACAUACCUCAUGUCUGAAUGCAAGGCACUUUUAGACUUUAUUAAAAAGCUCCCUUAACCUGAA
This is a messenger RNA of Anguilla anguilla (European eel), 2886 nucleotides long. It is a transcript of the gene mpp1, whose product is annotated as membrane protein, palmitoylated 1. Bases 391 to 1797 code for a protein of 468 amino acids. Gene Ontology annotation, cellular component: plasma membrane; cell-cell junction. The record is from RefSeq and is a predicted model, not a curated record. Gene Ontology annotation, molecular function: signaling receptor binding. NCBI's taxonomy places the organism in Eukaryota, Metazoa, Chordata, Actinopteri, Anguilliformes, Anguillidae. The transcript has 12 exons.